AUGUCUGCUCUACUGUCUUUUGAUAAAGUAAAGACCCACUCUCAUGAGCUUACUUUAGCUAACAAUCUGAAGAUUGCUCUCGCUAUUCAAUUUGCCACUAAGGACUUUAAAUUCAAGAUCAACGAAGAUGAAUCAACACCAAAACUCUCUAUUGGUGAUUCUUUCAAUUUGAUUGAUACUAACUCUAUCUUGAGAUACGCUAUGAAUGAUUUUGAAGGUCAAGAUUCUGAACAAUACCAAUUCGCUUUAUGCACCUUACAACCUCAAUUAUACAAGUCUACGGACUCUGCUGAAGCUGUCACCAAGGCUGCCACCUUUUUACAAGAUUUAUCGACUCCUUCGGCUUCACAAUUGAUUAUCUUAGCUAAUUCUUACGCUUUGAAAUCAGAAAUUAUCAAACCUUUAUUAACUGAAAAAAUCUUUAAGGCCGUCACUGAAGCUUUAAAACUUACUCCACGUUCUUCAUCCUCCUUCAAACAUACCGGGCGCGUCAACGUUCAGUCCGGUCUAGAAGUUAACCCAAAUCCAUCUGAAAUCGUACCAAAGGCUGGUGAAAGAAAUGUUCUAAUUACAUCCGCUUUACCGUAUGUUAAUAACGUCCCUCAUUUAGGUAAUAUCGUCGGUAGUGUCUUAUCCGCAGAUAUUUUUGCUCGUUAUUGUAAGUCUCGUAACUAUAACACUUUGUUCAUCUGUGGUACAGAUGAAUACGGUACCGCUACAGAAACUAAAGCUUUAGAAGAGAAAGUCACUCCUCGUGAAUUAUGCGAUAAGUACCACAAGAUUCACGCUGACGUCUACGAAUGGUUUCAAAUUGGUUUUGAUUACUUUGGUAGAACAACUACAGAAAAACAAACCGAGAUUGCCCAAAAUAUUUUCAACAAAUUGAAUGAAAACGGUUAUUUAGAAGAACAAUCUAUGAAACAAUUAUACUGUCCUGUCCAUAACUCUUAUUUGGCUGAUAGGUACGUCGAAGGUGAAUGUCCAAAAUGUCAUUACGAAGAUGCCAGGGGUGAUCAAUGUGAUAAAUGUGGUAACUUGUUAGAUCCAUUCGAAUUGAUUAAUCCACGUUGUAAACUAGAUAAUGCUACUCCAGUUCCAAAAUUCUCCGACCACAUUUUCUUAUCCUUAGAUAAAUUAGAACCACAAAUUAAUGAAUGGUACAAGAAAGCAUCCGAAGAAGGUGGAUGGUCCAAGAAUUCCAAGACUAUCACCCAAUCUUGGUUGAAAGACGGUUUAAAACCACGUUGUAUCACAAGAGAUUUAGUUUGGGGUACUCCAGUUCCAUUAGAAAAGUACAAGGACAAAGUUCUUUAUGUUUGGUUCGAUGCUACCAUUGGCUACGUUUCUAUAACGGCUAACUACACUGAUAAAUGGGCUGAAUGGUGGAAGGACCCAGAAAAUGUUAAAUUAUACCAAUUCAUGGGUAAGGAUAAUGUCCCAUUCCAUACCGUUGUCUUCCCAGGUACUGAAUUAGGUACUAAAGAUAAGUGGACCAUGUUACAUCAUUUAAAUACUACCGAAUAUUUACAAUAUGAAGGUGGUAAAUUCUCCAAGAGUAGAGGUGUUGGUGUCUUUGGUAACAACGCUCAAGAAUCGGGUGUUUCUUCAAGUGUCUGGAGAUAUUAUUUAGCUUCUGUCAGACCAGAAUCUAGUGAUGCACAUUUCUCAUGGGAUGAUUUUGUUGCUAGAAACAACAGCGAAUUAUUAGCCAAUUUAGGUAACUUCGUUAACAGAUUAGUUAAAUUCGUUAAUUCGAAAUACAACAGUGUUGUUCCAAAAUAUGAUCCAAAAAAUAUCUCAAAUUAUGAUGAAUUAAAGAAGGAUAUCGAAACCAUCUUAUCAAACUAUGUUAACGAAAUGGAACAAGGUCACGAAAGACGUGGUUUAGAAAUUGCUAUGUCCCUAAGUGCUCGUGGUAACCAAUUCCUACAAGAAAACAAAUUAGAUAACAACCUGUUCUCUAACAGCCCAGAAAAAUCUGAUGCUGUUGUGGGUGUCGGUUUGAAUAUUAUUUAUGCUGUCGCCUCUGUAAUUGGACCAUACAUUCCAGAAACUGCAGAAAAGAUUUACAAGAUUUUGAAUGCUCCAGCUCUAAGAAUUGACAACGAAUUUCACUUAGCCAUCCUUGGUGGACAUAAUAUCAACAAGGCUGAAUACUUAUUCCAUCGUAUUGAUGAAAAACAAAUUGACGUAUGGAGAGCUAAAUACGGUGGUAAACAAGUUUGA
This is a messenger RNA of Kazachstania africana CBS 2517, 2226 nucleotides long. RefSeq names its product methionine--tRNA ligase MES1 (gene MES1). Gene Ontology annotation, cellular component: aminoacyl-tRNA synthetase multienzyme complex; cytosol. The transcript has a single exon. The record is from RefSeq and is a predicted model, not a curated record. Gene Ontology annotation, molecular function: methionine-tRNA ligase activity; ATP binding. Lineage: Eukaryota; Fungi; Ascomycota; Saccharomycetes; Saccharomycetales; Saccharomycetaceae. Gene Ontology annotation, biological process: methionyl-tRNA aminoacylation. The coding region runs from base 1 to 2226 and encodes 741 amino acids.